Molecule: messenger RNA, 960 nt
Organism: Symbiodinium natans
Lineage: Eukaryota; Dinophyceae; Suessiales; Symbiodiniaceae
Source: the annotation of a GenBank genome assembly
AUGACCCAGGAGGAUCAGGACUUGAAGCCUCAGCCAGUGGUGCCACGGGAGCCGGUGGAUGAGGGCAUGCGAUCCUGGCGGUUUUCUGGCGGCGGCUUUGAGUUGUCGCUCGAGCAGAAGCUGGGUGGAGGCACCUAUGGAGCUGUGUACCUGGCCACAGACAGAUCGGGGCGGCCUUGGGCAUUGAAGGUGGCCCGUUGCGACCAGUUCUUGGAAGAGCUUGCAAAAGAAAACAGGAUCCUCAUGAAGCUUCGCCACCCUUCUGUAGUCAUGGCUUGGGGCUUGCUGGCAGGCCCAUCAGCCACGAUGGGAAUGCCAAUGGAAAAGGCCGACAUCGAUUUGCGCCGGGCCCUCCGUGGCGCCUGCUCUACUUUCACCAUGAUGAAGCGCUGGCAGGUGGCUCACCAACUGCUGCAGGGCCUAGAAUACAUACAUGAGAUGGGGUGCAUCCACCUGGAUCUGAAACCUGGGAACCUGCUGCUAUUUCAGCUUUGUGAGCAGUCGGUUCUCAUGAAGAUUUGUGAUUUCGGCUUGUGCAGAGAGAUGAAACAAGGCAGUGUCACUCUCAGUGGCCAGGAGGCUUUCACGGCCAACUACCGGCCACUCGAGUGCUGGUUGCACUUGAAGAAGGCAUUCCAAUGCGGUCCGGAAGCAGACCUCUGGGCAGCCGGAUGCAUCUUCUAUGAGAUGCUGAGUGAUCACAGUGAAAUGUUGUUCCCAUAUCCUGACCAGCUGAUCAAAUCUUCUGAUGUGCGCAAGGCGAUCUUUGAGGCACGUGACACGAUGUUGACUUUCGUGAAGCUGACCAUGGCCAAAGAGUUUGUGCAGGGCCAGGUUUGUGCCCGGUCACGGCGCCUCACCGUCCAGAGGUCUGCUACAUUGUGCCUGGAUGCGUUGAGCCGCGGCCGCGCCAGGCCAUUGCCAGAAGUGCCUCAGGCUGUUGGCCAUCAGACCGGUUAA